AAAAUUCCACGUCAUCAACUGGGCUAAUAUUUGCUGAGAGUCAAGCUUCAGCAUCCCAUCAAACUUGGAUUAAUAUGACGCUGGGUGACCCUUGCUCCGUCGAGCAACCCCCACCUCCACCCAUCGAUUUCUCACGGAGCCUAAUUGCUCCGACCGCUAUCAAACAAGAAUCUCACCUAAUUCCCUCAACGCCAGGCACCCCAACAGCUUUCCAACCCCCACAGCAUGCGAACACACCAAUCCCUGGUAUUCAGCCGAAUUUGUUCAAUCCGGCAAUAAUGGCGGCUCAACUAAACGUAUUCAGCAACCCACAGUUGAUGGCAAUGAUGCAGGCUACCAGAAACCCAUUGUUAGGACACCCGUCAGUUGUCGGUCCACCAAUGAUGCCAAAUAUCAUUCAACAGCUAAAUGCCCUUCGAAAUGUUCAGCUAUCGAAUGCAAACACAAUGGCCAAUCUGCAAAACAUGUCAUCAAGCCCCAAACAUACAAACGGAUCGUCGGAACGGAGUGAAAACUGCGGCGAGCUGUGUGUAGUCUGCGGGGACAAGGCGUCCGGGAGGCAUUAUGGAGCUGUUUCGUGUGAAGGGUGCAAAGGAUUUUUUAAGCGGUCUAUCAGAAAAAGGAUUGGCUAUGUUUGUCGGAGUCAAAAGGACUGCCCCGUCACCAAAUUCCACCGUAAUCGGUGCCAAUAUUGCCGUCUGAGGAAGUGCCUGUCAAUGGGGAUGAGAAGUGAAUCAGUACAAGCAGAACGUCGUCCCGUAAACAACAGCUCCAUGCUCUGCAACAACGACAAUAACCAACAGAACACCACCCCAGAGCACCUCUCCCCGAACCUCCUGCUCUCGCUAGUCAAGUUGGAGCAUGAAACAAAACUCGGCGGCCUGGAGGCCCUAAUCAAGCCCGGAAGCCCAGUUAUGCUCCAAAAUACUCAAGAUUACAUGGAUGUAAAACGGGAAUCAAUUGGAGAAGACGAGAUGACUGUGAUAGGCCUGGUACCUCCGUCGGCUUCACCUACCUCUUCGGGAGUUGGCAGCUCAUCUUCAAUUUCUGAUGAUUCUGGACCAAUUUACACGUCUGAAAGAGCAAGAUUUGAGAUAUCUGUACCUUUAAAUACUCAGAACCCCAGAAAUCACCAAUAUAUAUCGGAAAUUACAACGCGACUGCUCUUUUUGACUGUGCAUUUUGUUAAGGACUCCAGGGUCUCGUUACGAACCUCAACAAUGGAAGGACUAUUAAAAUCGAAAUGGUGUGACCUGUACAUCCUAGCCUUAAUGCAGACGGCCGAUAAAAUAAAACUCGGCCAGCUCCUGGACAAUUUAACGAAUCAAAUGGCAAUGGGCAUGGAGUGCGGCCAAUACUCGGCGGAAAAAUUCGAAAAAAUUAGCGAACAGAUGCAGAGGCUGUUGCAAUUGUCACAGUUGUUCGCCUCGCGAGAGCUCACCGCCGUGGAGUAUGCCUAUCUUAAAAUGAUCUCAUUUACCGCACAAGAUCUCCCGAGCUCAAUGGCUUCCCCCGAGACGCGUAGCGUGAAUCAAAUGGCGUCACAGGAGCUGUUCGAGUACGUUUCCUCAUCGAAAAGCACACAAAAUCAUAUGUCAAAUGAGCACAUAAAUGUGGACGACUCGACGUCAGAGGACAAUGACACGCACGUGACGUCACAGCAAUCAAGUGUGAAUAUUGCUGCUGAAAGAUUUUCACGGAUCCUGCAGCUUCUCCCCUGUCUCCGCUGGUUCGAUCCUGCAACAAUUGUGGAAAUAUUCUUUUCGGGCCUAAUUGGCCCAAUGUCUAUUGAAACCAUCAUCCCAUUUGUCCUGCAAAUGAAUUUGAUGAGCUUUUUCGACCAAAAAAUGGAGCUCGGCAGCGGCGGAGCAUCGGAUACUCUCUCAACAUCUUCGCUGAGCGAGAUGAUGAAUAAUCAGUGAUCUUUUUUUUCAACUUUCAGUAUUAUUGUGUAGUAUUUUUUUUACUAUUAUUGAGUUUUUGAAAAAAAAUUUCGAAAAAAAAAAUUUUUUUUUCGAAUUUUUUUUUCCAAAAAUUAUUUUCCCACCCAAUCUUCCACAUUUUCCCCG
Messenger RNA from Caenorhabditis elegans, 2069 nucleotides. RefSeq names its product Nuclear Hormone Receptor family (gene nhr-41). The record is from RefSeq and is marked reviewed. Gene Ontology annotation, biological process: regulation of DNA-templated transcription; DNA-templated transcription; intracellular receptor signaling pathway. Lineage: Eukaryota; Metazoa; Nematoda; Chromadorea; Rhabditida; Rhabditidae. Gene Ontology annotation, molecular function: sequence-specific DNA binding; DNA-binding transcription factor activity; DNA binding. Gene Ontology annotation, cellular component: nucleus.